Scatophagus argus is the source of this 1768-nucleotide messenger RNA. It is a transcript of the gene snai2, whose product is annotated as snail family zinc finger 2. NCBI's taxonomy places the organism in Eukaryota, Metazoa, Chordata, Actinopteri, Scatophagidae. The transcript has 3 exons. Gene Ontology annotation, molecular function: RNA polymerase II cis-regulatory region sequence-specific DNA binding; DNA-binding transcription factor activity, RNA polymerase II-specific. The coding region runs from base 208 to 990 and encodes 260 amino acids. The record is from RefSeq and is a predicted model, not a curated record. Gene Ontology annotation, biological process: regulation of DNA-templated transcription.
UCCCAUGCACCUGAUAGGGAGUAUUUACAGCUCUUUACAGCUACCCACUGCACUGUUUCCAAGAGCGCAGCGCCGCACCAUGACACUCCACUGGACUGAAGCAAUAAGGAUUUCCGUCUUCACGCAGUAAACUGACGCUCACCGCUAUAUUUUCCAAGAGAGAGGGGAAAAAAAAGUUUGCCAAAAGUUGUACUCUUGGUUUCCAAGAUGCCACGUUCUUUUCUGGUCAAGAAACACAUAAACUCCGCAAAGAAGCCAAAUUAUAGUGAGCUGGAGAGCCCAACAGUGUUCUUCACGCCGCACAUCUACAGGGGCCUCCCCCUGCCCGUAAUCCCCCAGCCGGAGAUCCUGAGCCCGGCAGCGUACAGCCCCAUCACUGUGUGGACUACCAGCAACUUGCCGCUGUCCCCGCUCCCCAGUGACCUGUCCCCCAUCUCUGGAUACCCCUCAUCGCUCUCCGACACUUCCUCCAAAGACCACAGCGGCUCUGAAAGCCCGAGGAGUGAUGAAGACGAGCAGAUGCUGCCUAAGCUGACAGACCCUCACGGGGUGGAAGCAGAGAAAUUCCAAUGUAGUUUGUGUAGCAAGUCCUACUCCACGUACUCUGGACUGCUCAAGCAUAAACAGCUGCACUGCGACGCCCAAACGAGGAAAUCCUUCAGUUGUAAAUACUGCGAGAAGGAGUACGUGAGCCUGGGAGCUCUUAAAAUGCACAUCAGGACUCAUACUUUGCCUUGUGUUUGCAAAAUAUGCGGGAAGGCUUUCUCCAGACCGUGGCUACUCCAAGGACACAUCAGGACGCACACCGGAGAGAAGCCAUUCUCGUGCCCCCACUGCAACAGGGCUUUUGCAGACAGGUCCAAUCUCAGGGCUCACCUACAGACCCAUUCGGAUGUGAAAAAAUACCAGUGUAAGAACUGCUCCAAAACCUUCUCCAGGAUGUCUCUUCUGCACAAACAUGAGGAAUCUGGUUGUUGUGUAGCACACUGAACUGGGAUACUUUUCCACCAGCAGAAAAGAAAGAAAGAAAGAAAGAAAAAAACCCCCCCUCUGUUACGUCUUCAUUUUUCCAAACACCAGGAGAACUGUCAGGGAAUCACAUCGAGGGGGGUUUGUUCCCAAGACUUUUUUUUUUGUUUGUUUGUUUUUUUUUCCUACAAGCGGUCGAUUUCAUUUCAGAGCGAGAAAUAGCUCUGUGCUCACAUGCUUCUUGUUUCAAGCAGUGUUUCUGUGAUUGCAAACAGUGUCGAGCUUUGUCAUGCCAUGUACUCACCUACCUGUGCUAUUCAUGCACUUUUCUGCAUGUCUAGAAUGUUUUAUAUGCCUUCACAAUGUUAUCUGCAGUGUUUGUACCAAUGUCUCUCAAUGGCUGUUGGGCAGUCCUUCCCUUUUUUUCUUUUAUAUGAACCACACAAACGAUACCAAAAGGCGCAUUACAAAUGACAGUAUGAACACAACCAGAGGAAUGCUGAAGCCAUUGUUACUUAGGGAACAAGUGCAAACUUAGUUUUUAGGGUGAAAUUAUUAUAACUUUUGCACAGCCAUUAGAAACAGUUUGCCAGCACUCAAAUAGCAAAACAAAAUUUCUCAAGUGCCUCAGUUUACUUGGCAAUAACAUGUAUGUUUCCUUUUAUAUUUUUAUAUAUUGAAUGUAAGAGUGACUGAGAUGAUUGUAUAUUAACAGUGAAAGCUGUGAUGCUGAACUAUUUUGAUAUUUUCAUAUUCUCAUGACACUUUUAAAAAUAAAGUUUCAUGACAUUUUGUAUAA